AUGUCCAAGAUGGGGAUUUCGACUAUCGAGAGCUACCGGGGCGCGCAGAUAUUCGAGGCGGUGGGCUUGAACUCCGAGUUCAUCGACCAGUAUUUCGCCUGGACGCCAUCGCGAAUAGGCGGCAUUGGAAUACACGAGAUCGAAUUGGAGAGCCGCAAGCGUCACGAAGCCGCAUUCCAAGAGCUUGCGCUGACAGGCAGUCUCGACCUUGAGACCGGCGGCUACUACCAGUGGCGGCGGGACGGGGAGUACCACAUGUGGAACCCCGACACCAUCAGCCGGUUGCAGCAUGCGACCAAGACGAACAGCUACGAGUCAUACCAGCAGUUCGCGGAAUUCGCGAAUACGUUUAGCCGCAAGCUAUGCACCAUCAGAGGAUUGCUGGACUUCAAGAAGCUGGACACGCCGAUUCCUUUGGACGAGGUGGAGACUGCGAGCGAUAUCGUCAAGCGGUUUGCCACAGGCGCAAUAUCGCUAGGCUCUAUCGGCCGCGAGGCGCACGAGACAAUGGCGAUUGCGAUGAACCGCAUCGGUGCGCGCAGCAACACGGGAGAGGGCGGCGAGGACUAUCACCGCUACACGCCGGACGAUAACGGGGACUCGCGCAACAGCGCGAUGAAGCAGGUGGCGUCUGAUAAAAAGAUGGCGCAAGGCUCGAAGCCCGGCGAGGGCGGGCAGCUUCCUGGGCACAAGAUCGACGACUAUAUCGGCUGGGUGCGUAAUUCUACGCCGGGAGUGGAGCUUAUAUCGCCGCCGCCGCAUCACGACAUCUACUCCAUUGAGGACCUGGGGCAGCUCAUCUAUGACCUGAAGAACUCGAACCCGGUCGCGCGGGUGCAUGUGAAGCUUGUCGCCGAGGCAGGAGUUGGCACUAUCGCCGCCGGUGUGUCGAAGGGACAUGGCGAUGUGGUGCUGAUAAGCGGCGACAGCGGCGGCACGGGAGCAUCGCCGGAAUCGUCCAUCAAGCACGCGGGUUUGCCGUGGGAACUUGGCGUGGCGGAGACGCAGCAGGUACUGGUACUCAACGACCUGCGCGGGCGCAUCGUGGUGCAGACGGACGGGCAACUCAAGACUGGCAGGGAUGUGGCUAUCGCAUGUCUGCUGGGCGCUGAAGAGUUUGGAAUGGCAACCGCGCCGCUAAUCAGCCUGGGCUGCAUCAUGCUGCGCAAGUGCCACCUCAAUACAUGCUCGGAUGGAUACACGGAAGCGGUCGCGCACUGGAAGGCGCAAGGGCUGGACUUCUCGAACCUGCUGCACAUGCCUCAAGUACCUGAGUCGGUGGCGACAUACCGCCGAGAAGAACAGGAUCACGGGCUUGAGAGGGCACUCGACAACAAGCUUAUCGAGUUGUGCGUUGACGCGAUCGAAUCUAAGAAAGCGGUUACUCUCGAUCUGCCAAUCAGCAACAGAAAUCGCACGGUGGGCACUACGCUCAGCUACGAGAUUGCGAAGAGGCAUGGCAUCGAGGCGCUGCCGGAUGACACCAUCACGAUUAAUUUCAGCGGGUCGGCGGGCCAGAGUUUCUCGGCGUUUUUGGCCAAGGGUGUAACCAUGCGGGUGCAGGGCGAUGCCAACGACUACUUCGCCAAGGGGCUGUCGGGCGGCAAGGUGAUUAUCGCGCCGCCGGCUGAGUCAUCCUUCACUCCCGAAGAAAACAUUAUAGUGGGCAAUGUAGUAUUAUAUGGUGCGACGGGAGGAAAGGCGUUCAUUCGCGGUGUUGCGGGUGAGCGUUUUGCUGUGCGAAACAGCGGGGCUGAGACCGUCGUCGAGGGUGUGGGAGACCAUGGCUGCGAGUACAUGACGCGCGGCAAGGUGGUUGUCCUGGGGCCGACGGGUCGCAAUUUCGCGGCGGGCAUGAGCGGCGGCGAGGCAUUCGUGCUGGACGAACAUGGCGUUUUCGAGUCGCUCUGCAAUCCUGAUUUGGUCGGCUUGGAGAGUGUUGAAGAUCCUGCUGACGAGAAAGGGCUCCGGAGCCUCAUCGAAGAACACUAUGAGCAAACUGGCAGCGCAAACGCGCGGCGGGUGCUGGACAACUGGGAUGAGAUGCUGCCCAAGUUCGUUAAGGUGAUGCCUUACGACUACAAGCGCAUAUUGAUGGAGCGUGCCGCUGCGGUCGCCGCAGAUUAA
Geodia barretti is the source of this 2127-nucleotide messenger RNA. NCBI's taxonomy places the organism in Eukaryota, Metazoa, Porifera, Demospongiae, Tetractinellida, Geodiidae. The record is from the annotation of a GenBank genome assembly.